AUGAGUACUCCAGCAUUAGAAUAAAAUAGAAAAAAAGCUAUCUUACUGAUACAUCAAGGAAAAAAACUAUUCAUGGGAGGCAAAACAUAUGAGAUUAAACAAUAAGGAUUUCUACUAAUGAAAUAAGGAUGUAUAGAGCUUAACCAAUAUUCAAAGGAAGAACCUUAAGAAGACUACAAGAGCCUAGCUAAAUAGAAGACUUAUUAGUAUUAUUGUGAACUUGAAUAAAUGAAACAAUAUUUGUUGUCUAAAGUAGAGUUUGCAAAAGAUCAAUAGAAUAUAAUUUAGGAUAAAAACUUAAAAAAUUAAAAUUAAAUUAUUGAAAAUUAAAAUUAGAGAAUUAAUAUAGAUAAUAUAAUAAUCAAAGAAAAGCUGAAUGUCUUUUGGGAAGACAUAGCUGGACUAGAAUAAGCCAAAUAAUCUUUGAAGGAAGCUGUCAUUCUGCCAUUACAACAUCCAAAUUUAUUUCAAGGGACUCUCAAACCUUGGACUGGUAUCUUAUUAUAUGGGCCUCCAGGCACAGGUAAAACAUUUUUAGCAAAGGCUUGUGCAACAGAGAGUCAUGGCACCACCUUUAUUAGCGUUUCAAGUGCAGAUUUAAUUUCUAAAUAUUCUGGUGAAUCAGAAAAGUCAAUCAAAGAACUAUUUUAAUUAGCCAGAUCUAAAAAACCUUCUAUAAUCUUUAUUGAUGAAGUUGAUUCUUUAGCUAGUGAUAGAGAAAGCUCUGGAUCUUCAGAUAAUCUCAAAGGUGUUAAAAAUUAACUGCUAAUCGAAUUCUAAGGAAUUGGAUCAAAUAAUGAUCAAGUAUUAAUUUUGGGAGCAACCAAUUUACCCUGGGCUAUUGAUUCGGCUAUCAGAAGAAGAUUUGAAUAACGAAUUUACAUUCCUCUUCCGGAUUAUAAAGGGAGAUUUUAUCUAAUUUAAAAUUAACUAAGAAAAACACCCAAUUGCCUAACUUUAGACUAGAUGAAAGAACUUGCAAAUAAAUUAGAUGGAUAUUCUGGAUCUGAUAUCAAUAAUCUUAUUAGAGAUGCAUCUUUGGAAUAGCUAAGGAUUUUGUAAAAGGCAACUCAUUUUAAAAGAGUAUAAAUUUAAAAUCAAAUGAAAUAUACUGUUUGUUCUGCCUCUGAUCCACAGGCUGAAAAAAUUACAAUGAAGAGUAUAGAAAAAGGUUAAAUAUUUGUACCUGAAAUUUUAUAUGAUGACUUCUUAGCUGUACUUCCAAAAUGCAAGCCUAGUGUUUCAAAGGGUGAUUUGGAAAAGUAUGAAGAUUGGACUCAAUAAUUUGGAUAAAAAGGAUGA
Paramecium tetraurelia is the source of this 1302-nucleotide messenger RNA. RefSeq lists its product as uncharacterized. Gene Ontology annotation, biological process: vacuole organization; endosomal transport. NCBI's taxonomy places the organism in Eukaryota, Ciliophora, Oligohymenophorea, Peniculida, Parameciidae. The transcript is spliced from 5 exons. Gene Ontology annotation, molecular function: ATP binding; ATP hydrolysis activity. The record is from RefSeq and is a predicted model, not a curated record.